GCUUGCCUUUUGAAGUAGAUUUGCUUGUAUCAGCUGCUCUUAGACAGAAAGCAUAAAUUGAUUGUGUAUGCAUCAUCCAGACAGGAAGCUGCUCUCCCCUGCUCUCUCCCCCGUUGUGCAGCCUGCUGCAGAGAGUCAUUUUCUCCAGCCUCUCCCUGUCAUCACUGCUGYACUAUCUCCGUGCCUUAUUCGCUGACCUUCCACAGGAACCAUGCAAGCUGUUGUUUCCAGGUCGUAUCUGGCUCCUGUGAAGGAUGAAGAAGCAGAAUCUCAGAGGAAAGCGAAGUCCCGCCAUGCCAGGCAAACUCGCAGGUCAACACAGGGUGUGACUCUCACAGACCUGAAAGAGGCUCAGAUGAGCUACAGCCUGUCUCAUCAAGACAGAGAGAAGGAGGAAGAAGGCACUCAAGGAAACAGGCUGUGUCUGAGAAGAGGCUUUGCAGAUGACACAGGAGAUCAGACUGGCCUGACUGAGUCCAUAGAAACGUCUGAGUUUACUCUGAAGUGGACCCAAAUAGACAAGGAGGGGAACAUUGAGAACAGGUUAGAGACUGUUGCAGAAUCUCCAAACCUGUCAAAUCUGUCUGCRUCUGGAUACCAUGGUUUCCCUCAAAGCAGURGCUUCUUCAGAGUUGGUGAAAAGACGUGGAGAGAUGAAAACCAGAAUCCAGUUGAAGAUGCAGCACAGCUCACAUCUUCUACGGAGCUCCAGCAAAGAUACCRCCGCUGUGAUGCUGAGGGCUCAGAGCAUGAAAGACUGUCGAGAUACGAUUCCACCGGCGAAAGCGCCACAGACAAACCUAUGGGCCGCACCAGUUCGUACACGAGGAGAGAGACGAGGCUGGCGGCUCUGAAUAAACAGGAGCAAGACUCCACUGCCAAAGACUAUAAGAAGAUGUACACAGAAGCUUUGCAAGAAAAUGAAAGGCUCAAGUCCAGACUUCAGGACAGCAAACAAGAGUUGGUGAAGAUUCGCUCUCAACUGGAGAGAGUUGCUCAGAGGCAGGACAGAAUGUCCGAGCGAUCCACCGUUCUUGAAACAGAGAAAAGGGAAAAACAAGCGCUGGAGAAAAGAGUCACCGACAUGGAGGAGGAAAUAAAGGUCCUAACAGAACUCAAGUCAGACAACCAGAGGCUAAAGGAUGAGAACGGAGCUCUCAUUCGAGUAAUCAGCAAACUAUCAAAGUGAAAAGAUGUCUGAAGCUUUUGUUCUCGUGCUCCAACCUUCAUUCAGCAGUUUAAUUAUUCACAAGGUUCCAUGUUUUACCUCCUCUAUGAGUUAUUGAUAGGCCACCUUUGAAGCUCUUGUAGACAUAGAUCUUGAGCAGACUCACUUCAGUUUUCUCACCUUAUAAUUAUUUUCUUAUAAUACAUAGUAUAUAUUAUUUAUAGUAGAUGGUAUGUUUCACAUCCACAAACAAGGGAACAGGUGCACUAUUUGGACUGCAGUGACUCUGAAAACUUAGAAAUGCAUUUGAACUUUUCCCAUAGUGUGUGAUAUCACACUGAUUCUUCACUUCUGUUUAUACUCUUUGCAACACAUGGUUUUAAUAAUACUUAAAUAGUCUAUAAGAUUUGAUAAUUUUACUGGAACAUACCAAUGGACUUGAGAAUACAUUCUUUAUAGUAUAUUAGAUUUUUCUCACAAAUAAGAGUGAUGCCUGAAAGAUAAAACUUUGUGGUUAUAGGUUCUGGUUGAUAUUGUUUGAUGCAUCAUCCGGAUGAAGGAAAGUUCAGUGGCCUGCAAAUGUUGAAUUUACAUUUAUAUCUUCAGCACAAAAAAAAAGAAAUCAUCUUAUGAGUCACAAAAAUAUUUUGUUUUCACCAGAAUACAUAAACACCCCUGAAUCGGAUAUGUUUAUUAAAAUCCAUAUAUAUCAUAUUGAAAAAACUAAAGACUAAGGAGGUAUUUCUGUACAUAAAGAAGAAAGACUGAUUUAAAUGUAUUUAUUAAUAAAAAUAUAUAUAUAUUUUAUUUGUACUCUGUGUUCACAUUUGAUGCUUUGGAUGAACACAUUUUUGUUUGGAGUGGGCUGCAGGAGAGGGGGUUGAUGUGAUGGCUGUCCUUGAUUGAAAUAGUAAAAAAGGAAUUUUAAAACCAUGACAUUCUAAAACUAAAAACAAAAUCAUUGCCCAAGAAAAUGUUUCUGAAUUGCCAAGCAACUGUUUAAAUUUUUAGUCUUAAACUCCAUCCCAUUUUCAUUAAAAUUGUAAUUUUUUUAUCAGAAUUGUCACAUCUUUAACUGUAAGUUACCAGAUUGUCUACAGCAGUGGUUUCAAGUUUCCAAGAGAAAUUCACAACAUCUAGACUCGGGGGAUGAGUUGGAUUGCUAUGUAACCGACCGUCACAGGAAAUAAAAAACAUUGCAAAGCUAUUUGCUUGUGUAAUAUC
This is a messenger RNA of Poecilia reticulata (guppy), 2392 nucleotides long. It is a transcript of the gene ppp1r12b, whose product is annotated as protein phosphatase 1, regulatory subunit 12B. Lineage: Eukaryota; Metazoa; Chordata; Actinopteri; Cyprinodontiformes; Poeciliidae. Gene Ontology annotation, cellular component: cytoplasm. Gene Ontology annotation, molecular function: enzyme inhibitor activity; protein kinase binding; phosphatase regulator activity. The record is from RefSeq and is a predicted model, not a curated record.